AUGGAGUCCGGAAGAUAUAUAAUGAACAUCGGUUGUGCGAUGCUGAUCCUGGUGAUCUUGGUGUCUGUUCAGGCGCAGCCACUGUCCUGGUGCGAUCCCGAGUUGUGUCCAGAAAAUACAGUGCACAUAGCCUGCAAUAAUAAUGGGGACUUCCAUGAGACCUGCUCUACGGAUGCCACCAUGGUGGACAUGAAGCCAUAUCGUUCUUUUAUCCUGGAUGAACAUAAUAAGCGCCGGAACUACAUAGCCUCGGGUUCGCUGCCUGGUUAUUAUCCUGCCACUCGAAUGGCCACUAUGGUGUGGGAUGCUGAACUGGAGUAUCUGGCCACUUUGAACCUAAAGACUUGUUACCUGGAGCACGAUGACUGCCAUAACAGCUAUCGCUUCCGGAAUCUGGGUCAGAAUCUGUGCGGUGUCGAUCGUCCCAGGAAUUGGCCCUUGAAUGUGACUAAUCUUGUAGAGCAAUCUAUGGGUUUGUGGUUCGGAGAGCAUAAACUGAUUGAUAGUAGCUAUAUCAGCGACUUUAGGCUCACCAGAAAUCAUGAAAAGUAUGGACACUUUGUGGAGACAGUGGUGGACAGGAACACCCAUGUGGGCUGUGCCAUGAUGCGUUUUACCAAUCCCCAGUAUCCUUUCCUGUACAUCUACAACACCGCCUGCAACUAUGCCAGUGUCUAUGCCAUUGGAGUUCCAGUUUAUAAUGCCGGUGAACCCGCCUCCCAGUGCCGCACCGGCAGCAAUCCGGAUUAUCCCGCCCUCUGUUCCAUCAAGGAGCAGUACAAUCCCAACUAUAAUCUAUACUAA
This is a messenger RNA of Drosophila kikkawai, 804 nucleotides long. RefSeq names its product antigen 5 like allergen Cul n 1. The record is from RefSeq and is a predicted model, not a curated record. Lineage: Eukaryota; Metazoa; Arthropoda; Insecta; Diptera; Drosophilidae.